Messenger RNA from Pyrus x bretschneideri (Chinese white pear), 2165 nucleotides. RefSeq names its product coniferyl alcohol acyltransferase. The coding region runs from base 55 to 1431 and encodes 458 amino acids. The transcript has 2 exons. The record is from RefSeq and is a predicted model, not a curated record. Gene Ontology annotation, molecular function: acyltransferase activity, transferring groups other than amino-acyl groups. Lineage: Eukaryota; Viridiplantae; Streptophyta; Magnoliopsida; Rosales; Rosaceae.
UUUGCUCACAAAAACUAAAUUAACCAUAUAGCAGUUAAAUAAUCACUUAAAAACAUGGGGAGAGGAGAGUUCAAGGUGACGAUGAGCAACCAAGAAGUGGUGGCAGGUGCCUUGCCACUGCAAGAGUAUUGGCUACCACUCUCCAACCUUGACUUGCUUUUGCCACCUUUGGACGUGGGAGUUUUCUUUUGCUACAAAAAUAAGCAAAGCAUGAGCUUUGGGUCCAUGGUUGGGGUUCUGAAGAAGGCCAUGGCUCAAGCUCUUGUGACUUUCUACGCCUUAUCCGGUGAGGUGGUACCGAACUCUGACGGGGAGCCUGAGAUUCUAUGCAACAACCGCGGCGUUGAUUUCACCGAAGCGUUUGCAGAUAUUGAGCUUAAGGAGCUCAACUUUUAUGACCCUGAUCAGAGCAUUGAGGGCAAGCUGGUGCCCAAGAAGAAGCAUGGCGUCUUGGCUGUCCAGGUAACUGAGCUCAACUGUGGUGGUGUGGUGGUGGCAUGCACAUUUGAUCAUCGCAUCGCAGAUGCCUACUCAACCAACAUGUUUCUGGUCUCAUGGGCUGAGAUGGCUCAGUCCAAAUCCCUCACCAUCCAACCAACUUUUCGUCGUUCCUUGCUUAACCCUCGUCGUCCUGGUCACAUCGACCCCUCCCUAAACGACAUGUACGUGCCCAUCACGGCGUUGCCGCUUCCCAGUAAAGGCCGUACUACUGAUGAUCAUGACCAUCUCAUCAGCCGCAUAUACUAUAUCACAUCCGAGCAGCUUGAAAAUCUCCAAGCCCUAGCUACCUCCAAUGGCUAUAAAAGGACCAAGCUCGAGUCCUUCUGUGCAUUCUUGUGGAAAAUGGUAGCAAAAUGUGACACUAGUAAUGAUCGUGCCCAAAAACUAUGUAAAAUGGGCAUUGUUGUUGAUGGACGGACAAGAUUAAGUGAGGGAAAUUACCAAAACGACCAUGCAACUCUAAUGGCUGCAUACUUUGGAAAUGUGCUGUCUAUUCCAUUUGGUGGGGAAAAUAUUGAAGACCUAACAGAGAAGCCACUGAGUUGGGUAGCUAAGGAAGUCCAUGAUUUUUUGGAAUGUGCUGUGACCAAGGAACAUUUUUUGGGGUUGAUAGAUUGGGUUGAGGCUCAUAGACCAGUGCCAUACUUGACCAAAAUAUACGACAGUGGGAGCAAUGAGGGGCCAGCAUUUGUUGUGUCGUCCGGCCAACGGUUCCCCAGCUCCAAGGUGGAUUUCGGGUGGGGCUCGCCUGUUUUCGGGUCGUACCAUUUCCCGUGGGGAGGCAGUGCUGGGUAUGUUAUGGCAAUGCCAAGUCCAGUUGGUAAUGGUGACUGGAUUGUGUACAUGCACAUGAUGAAGGGGCAGGUGGAGUUGAUGGAGAAAGAGGCUGCUCAUGUGUUAAGGCCCUUGACUUUUGAUUAUCUUAAUUAGGUAAAUUUAGAUAUAAUCAAGUAGUGUUGCCUAGCUAUUUCAUUAUUCCUUAUCAGUAAUCUAGCUCUUGCUGCAAUAUAUUGUAUCUUCUUUUUAUCAAAAUGAUGCAAGAGACUUUUGGUUUGCUUGGAUAUUGUUGAUCCUAAAUCUAAAAACUACUAAGCUACAGUGGCGCGUAGGUCGAGUAACUAAUGAGUUAACUAUGUCCUUCGGUUGAUGCGGGGCGUGCCAACUCGUCGGCCAAGCUCAGCCAAGGAGUAAAAUUUGUUGAUGCUACGUUGAACGCGCUACUGACUUCUAGAAUUUGCAACUGCGGCCAAGGAAGAAACACGUCUCGGCCUUCGGGUUCUCGAGCCUAAAUACAAGGCUGCUAGUUCUACGAAGUUCAAUAUCAAAUUUGGCUUUCAAUGUGCCGAAUGUAGUAACCUGUAACACCUCACUUCACCGUGGGGAGGCAAUGCUGGGUAUGUCAUGCCAAUGCCAAGUCCAGUUGGUAAUGGUGACUGGAUUGUGUACAUGCACAUGAUGAAGGGGCAGGUGGAGUUGAUGGAGAAAGAGGCUGCUCAUGUGUUAAGGCCCUUGACUUUUGAUUAUCUUAAUUAGGUAAAUUUAGAUAUAAUCAAGUAGUGUUGCCUAGCUAUUUCAUUAUUCCUUACCAGUAAUCUAGCUCUUGCUGCAAUAUAUUGUAUCUUCUUUUUAUCAAAAUCAUGCAAAAGACUUUUAGUUUGCUUGGA